This is a messenger RNA of Guillardia theta CCMP2712, 4440 nucleotides long. RefSeq lists its product as hypothetical. Gene Ontology annotation, molecular function: protein binding. The annotation marks the transcript as partial. The transcript is spliced from 9 exons. Lineage: Eukaryota; Cryptophyceae; Pyrenomonadales; Geminigeraceae. The record is from RefSeq and is a predicted model, not a curated record.
AUGCUACUGCAUGACUUUGACUUGGCGGCUGGCAAUCGAAGCUGGAAUGAGCACUCGCCCAACUUCCAGCCGCUCCCUCCGUCCUCUGUGCGGAUCGGUGUGUUUGGUAUGAACGACCUGAAGGAGAAGGAGGAAAGCAGCAGCAGCGGGUCGGAAGUGAAGAGGAGGAGGAGAAUCUUGAAGUUCUGCUCUCCUCUCAGCGGAAGGUUGGGGUGGGGUGGCUGGUGGAACUGGAGGCUCCGAGACGAGCAGCAGGGAGAGGCUGGAGAGGAGGAAGGGGAGGAGGAGGAUGUCGUGGACUUGGACGACGACGAGUUGCAGGUCGUGCUGGACGAGGACGAGGAUGGGGACAUGUCUAGGAGGGAGAGGGAGGAAGAAAACGACGGGGGGGAGGCAGAGGAGGAGGGGAAAGAGGAGGAGAAGAAACUCCGCGCAUGCCGCCUUCUGCUCUUUCGUGCGCUCAAGUCGCUCAAGUUCAAGGGGAGGAUGAGGGAGUUGCUGGCGAGACCUUCAGGGCUGGAGGAUGAGGAGAGUUCUCUACAGCAGAUUGAGAUCGAAUGGUGUGUGCGAGGAAACGUGUCAAAGGCGGAAAGGAUGUAUCAUGACGCUCUUGAAGCAAGCAAGCAAGACAAAGCCCUCCUCAGGUCCUACUCAGACUUCCAGGUCUUCUGCAGACAAGACAUUGAGAAAGCCGAGCUUGCGCUUCAAAUGUCGAUAGAUCAAGAUCACAACUUUGCGCCUUCGCUCCUGUCGUACUGUGAGCUUCUCCUUCUCAAGCAAGAGAGCCUGGAAUCCAUGAGCAUCGUCGAGACGCUGCUGGCCCACGCGAAGAACCUUGUGGAGAGAGAGAAGAGAGAACGAGAACGAGAGGAGACGCUGAUGCAGCUGAAGCACCUGACGGCCCUGCUGGUCCUUGCGAGGGAGGGUCACGAGAAGGCCUACGACUUGCUCGUAGCCAACUUAGAAGAUGAUUUCACCAGGCAGCACAACCUCAACACGAACCAUGAGAGAUGGUUGCGACUUCUGCUCGCUGACUCGUCAGCCUCUCCUCCUCUCUCCAUCCGUGCGAGUAACUACGCGCUGACUUGGUCCACGAUUGGAAUGGUGAGGUGGAGGAUGGGAGACCUGGAGGGGGCCGAGAGCGCGCUGUUGACCUCCAUGCUCUGUGCGAUCAAGCGAUGGGGAGGAGGAGGAGGAGGAGGAGGAGGAGGAGGAGGAGGAGGAGAGGGGCUCCUGCCUCUCCGUCUCCUCGAGGAGACGCGGAUGCUUCGGACGUUGAUGGGCAGCAUGUGCAGGUACGCAGACCUGCUGGCGGGGUGGAAGGGGAGGGAGGAGGACGCGACGCUGCUGUACCUGGAGGCCACGAGGCUCAACUCGCAUGACGGUGAAGUCGAUGCAGAGAUGUUCAGGUUGCUGCGGUGGCGGGGGCAGAGCAGGAGAGCGUGGGAGACGCUGUCUGCCAAGUACGCGGAGGAGGAAGCACCUGCUCCUGUUGCCCUCCUGCGCGCCAGGAUGCUUUCAGAGGAGCUGCAGGAGCACAGCAGGGCAGAGAUGAUGUUGCGGAGGAUCUCGGAGGAGGGGAGGGGAGGACGCGAGCUGCUCUGGGCGGGACAAGCUUGCGUGCUGCAUGCAGACCUGCUGCUGCUGGUGAGAUGGGACGAGAGGAGGGCUGAGCAGAUGCUCCUGUCGUCCCUCAAGAGGACGAACUCGACGAGCAGGGACCCGAGGAUAGUGGCUCUGAGAGUGACGCUGCUCUGCCGUCUCGCCAGGAUCAGGGAGAGGAGGAGGACGUGGAGGGAUGCUGUGGACUUGCUCAACCUUGCGCUCAAGAUCCUUUCUGCCCCUCACGUCUCGCUCUCGCUUGAAGAGCUGGAAGGAAGAGGGAAGGGAUCGAAGACUACAGGGAGCAAGAGAAGAAAAGAGGCUGGAGCAGGGGGAACCAUGGAGGAAGGAGCAGGAGCAGGAGCAGGAGCAGGAGCAGGAGCAGGAGCAGGAGCAGGAGCAGGAGCAGCAUUGAGGGAGAGUCUCUUCUCUCCUCAUCCGCUGCUCCUCCUUGCAAGAGGUGAGGUCCUGCUCUGCCUCGGCUGGACUUUCUACCGGGCGGGGCAGCACCAACGAGCUCUGUCCUACUCCUCUAAGGCCCUCUGCUGCAGCGGGAGCAUGGUGAACCUGGUCAACCACUCCCUCCUCUUCUCCCCUCAUGACCGUCAACUCCUCCUGCGCUCCUCCUCCGACCUCCUCGUCUCCCACCACGUCGUCCUCCUCAAGUCGGACUUCGCGGCCUCCGCCCUCCUGCUCCGCUCGCAUGCUCUGUUUGCCUGCUCGCAUGUGGACGAGAGUCUCAGCCUCCUGCAGGAGGCGAAGAAGCUUCUCCCCUCCUCUCCUCACCUCCUCUUCGCUCGCGUCAUGUUCAAGUUCGCCCAGCUCGACCUGGAGGGCGCGGAGGAGGAGCUGCGGUCUGCGCUGAGGGCUCAGGCGCCUGACGGGAGGACGCUGCUGGCCUCUGUUGCCGUCCUGUGCGGGUCCAGCAAAAACAUGUCGAGCAUGCAGAAGAAGCUCAUGGCGGCAAGACGGAUGCUGAAGAGCGCACGGAGAACUAAGUUGGAGGAGCAGCAGGAGGAGAAAGCGGAGAACGGGGAGAAGGAGGAGGAGAGCAGAGAAGAGAAGAGGAGGAGGAGGAGGAGGAGGAGGAGGAGUGGGAGCGAAUCGGACUUUCUAGAUCAAAGCAGGUGGUGGAUGCUGGGAGGGGACUGGGGCUGGCGGCACAUUUCAUGCGGGGAGAAGGACGUGACGAGCUGGGAAGAGCUGGAGGAGAAGCUGCUGCGGGUCAUGCAGGAGCUUGAGGAGGAGCUGGAGAAGAGGAAGAGGGAGUUAGAGCUCUAUCGUCAUAUGAAACGCGCGGUGGGGGAGGGGGAGGAGGAGGAGGAGGGAGACUCGAGGACCUCGCUAGUCGAGAGCUUGCAGGUAGGGCUGGAGAUCUUCCCGCAGGACAGGAACGACACAGACUCCUCCUCCUCGUCCUUGGUCGCGAAGACGCUGGAUGAGCUGGACCACAAGUCCGACGAGGAGGAACGAAUUACUGUACAAGUCAAGGAGAACUCCAGCGACCUCGUGCGACUUUUAGUCCCGAUGCUCCAGAAGCUCGAGGAGGAGGAGAGACAAGAAGCAGCAGGAGGAGCAGCAGGAGCAGCAGGAGCACCAGGAGCAGCAGGAGCAGCAGGAGCAGCAGGAGCAGCAGGAGCAGCAGGAGCGGCUACAGCAGAAGGAGGAGGAGAGGGAGAGGAGGAGCUCGAUAUCCAAGACAUCAUCGAGAUGGAGCAGGAGAAUCUGCUGGCAGACAGCUCCGGCCGUCACGCAGCUGAGACCUACCUGGAGGCGAAGGACGUGCUCCGGUACCUCCUGGCUCUCGAGCUCGGUCACCCCCAGCAAGUGAGCGAGGAGGAACGGGAGCUGCUGCAGACCCGCGUCAUCGCUCUCCUCGCACAGAACGCUUUCAGCCCUGAGGAGGAGGAGAGGAGGAGGAGGCAGAACCUCACCUGCUCCUGCGGCAUCCAGGGAUGCGGGGGACAAGCAGAGCCUUUCUGGCUCCUUCCUCGCGACCGGUGGAGGAGGCUGGAGGUGGAGCCGUUCCUGGCGAGGAGGAGAUGGUUCAUACCCCCUGCUGUGACGGGAGAGGAGCAGGAGGAGGAGAGGAGGAGACGGCGGGAGCUGCUGCGGGAGCUGAAGGAUGAGAUCGCAUCCAAGAUGCGGACGCAGCUGUCGCAGAAGCCGCUGGAGCUGCGGGGGAGGAGCAUAGAGGAGGCGAUGGACUCUGUUGAAGACCACUUGAGGGAGGCAGAGGGAGGGUUCAGGAGGAGAAGGCUCCCAGUGAGCGAGAAGGAGAGGACCAACCUGCGGAGAGCGCUAGAGGAGAAGGAGGAGAAGAGGAGCGCGGACGUGGCGAUCAUGAGCGAAUAUGAGCGCGAGCGGAUGGAGAGGAUACGGAGGAACAAGGAGGCGCUGGAGCACGCGGGGCUGAGAGGGGAGGAGGACGAGGACGAGGAGCAGGAGGAUCAGGAGGGAGAAGAGGAGAAGCAGGAGGGGAGGGACGACAUAAGAAUGGAUCAAGCUACCAACAAGAUCAGCGCAGGAGCAGAGGCUCUUCGUCGAGUGGCAGAGAGCAUGCAGGAGGAGAAGAGGCGUGCGGAGGAGAUGAGGAUGGGGGAGGAGGAGGAAGAGACUUUCAACUAUGAGAGCUUUGAGCCUUUGCUUCACAACUGUAACAAGGUCAAGUUGGAGCAGAUCUCGGAGACGGAAGUCAAGCAGGACGCACCGCCAGUGACGGGAGGGGCAGGGCGAAGGAGAUACGAACGAGUCAAGCUCUUGGAGUCUCUUGUAUGGGAAAGCAACUUGAUCUCUGCAUUGAAGGUUGAAAGAGGCGAAGCGAAGGAGGAGCGGAAG